This is a messenger RNA of Juglans regia (Persian walnut), 489 nucleotides long. Its product is annotated as disease resistance protein RPV1-like. Gene Ontology annotation, biological process: signal transduction. The record is from RefSeq and is a predicted model, not a curated record. Bases 1 to 489 code for a protein of 162 amino acids. NCBI's taxonomy places the organism in Eukaryota, Viridiplantae, Streptophyta, Magnoliopsida, Fagales, Juglandaceae. The transcript has a single exon.
AUGGCCACCUCCGGAGCCGCCUCCUCGUCCCCUUCAACUUACGAUGUAUUCUUGAGUUUUAGAGGAGAAGAUACUCACAACAACUUUACUGCACACCUUCACAAUGCUUUGAAUCAAAGGGGAAUCAAUACCUACUUAGAUGAGCAGCUUAGAAGGGGAGAGGAAAUUUCACCAGCACUUUUCAAAGCCAUUGAAGAGUCGAAGAUUUCCAUUCUUGUGCUAUCGGAAAAUUAUGCAUCGUCCACUUGGUGCUUGGCCGAGCUUAAGAAGAUCCUUGAGUGUAAGAGAACAAGACAACAAAUUGUUAUACCGAUAUUUUACCUCGUAGAUCCGUCGAAGGUAUGGCAUCAGAGAAAGAGUUUUGGACAAGCAUUGACUAAACAUGAAGACAGAUUUAAGGAUGAUCAUAUGAAGAUGCAGAAAUGGAAGGAAUCCCUAAAAGAAGUGGCCAAGUUGUCUGGAUUUCAUUUAAAGAAGGAAGGGUAUUGA